AUGUCAAAAAAACCCGAUAAAAAAGUUCGUCAACAAACAAGAAAGGAAAGAAGUAAGUUGAUUAAGGGUACCUCAGAAAGACCACGAGUAGUUUUGAGUGAAUCUAAUCGCUAUUUGCGAGUGCAAGCAAUAGAUGACACAAUAGGUAAUACUUUGCUUUCUUCUUCUACGGUUGAUUUUAUCGAAAAAAAUGAAAAUUACUCGCGAAAAAAUAAAGACUAUGCUAAGAAACUGGGACAAAUGUUUGCCGAGAAAUUAAAAAAAGAAGGCAAAGAAAAAAUAGUUUUUGACCAAACAAGUAAUCAAGUCCCUACGACGGAUAAAAAUAACCCCGAAAGAAUUAAAUUAGGGGCGGAAAGAAAAACAAAUUAUUCCACUACCAAAGAACCAAAAAAUUUUGAAAGGGAAAUAUUAAAGACUUACCGACCGGUGAAAGUAACCAAAGGUGGUCGUCAGUUUAGUUCGGCUAGUUUAGUCUUAAUAAAGGACAUAGAUAAAAAAUCUAUUUCGUAUGCUCACGAAGGAGGCAAAGAAACAAUGACCGCUUUUCGAAAAUCUUUUCAAAAAGCCCAAAAAAAGUUAAUCGCCUAUUUUCCUAACCAACCUCGCACUAUCCCUCGCGAUAUAGAAAUUAAGUAUAAUGCUACUAAAUUAAUAUUAAAACCUACUCCCCCAGGCAGUGGCAUCAAAGCCGGCGAAGUACUUAGUAAAAUUUUUAAAUAUCUAGGAAUUAAAGAUGUCAGUGCUAAAAUAAUUGGUUCACGAAAUAAAUUGAAUGUUAUUCGAGCCGCCUUUUUGGCUUUGGAUGAAUUAACCGUUUUGGGACGUGGUAAAGUGGUAAUACGUCGGACUUUGACUCCGAAGAUCGUUGGUUCAAUCCCAGCCGUCCCAGCCAAGAAAAAGAUAUGA
Molecule: messenger RNA, 909 nt
Organism: Funneliformis geosporum
Lineage: Eukaryota; Fungi; Glomeromycota; Glomeromycetes; Glomerales; Glomeraceae
Source: the annotation of a GenBank genome assembly